CACUUAUUACACACUGCAAAUCCAUGACUUCUUAGGGCGGUCGGGUCGUUGGAUCUUUGUCGGAAAAAUAAACAAUUUCACCCAUCUGUUCUUCCUCAAAUUUCAGGAAUUUUGUCUCGCCGCCAGCUACCAACCAAUGCCAAUGUUGGGCUAAAUUCAGGAUUCAAUGAAACUAAAUCUAAAUCUUCAUCAAAAGUAAACCCAAGGUCUUCUACUGUACUAUGUAUAUUGUUAAUGUUGGGUGUAACUGCAUCAUUAACUAGGCUUAGACGUAUUUGUUCUUAGUUCUUUCCUUUAUCUUCAGCUCUCUUGUUCAAUGUCUUCUCUUGCUUUGUUUUUUCUUGUCCUUAAUUUGGUUCUUCAAGUUUUGAUUUCUGUGUCCGCAAAUGAAUUUGUCUACAAUAGGAACUUCAAUUCCUCUAACGUGAAACUCUAUGGGAAUGCCACCAUACAGAACUCAAUUCUCACUCUCACAAACAAAACUUUCUUCUCCAUAGGACGUGCCUUUUACCCUCAGAAAAUUAAAACCAAGCCAUCCAACUCUUCCACUGUUCUUCCCUUUGCAACUUCCUUCAUCUUCUCUGUUUCCCCUUGUGAGAACUUCCCUAUUGCUCAUGGUUUUGCUUUUCUUUUCGCUCCGGUGAUGGCCGUAAAUGGAGCUCUCUCGGGGAACUACUUGGGCUUGUUUAACCGCUCUACUUCAGGUAACUCCUCCAACCAUGUUUUUGCGGUUGAGUUUGAUGAUUUUAGGAACGAGGAGUUCAAUGAGGAGAAUGAUAAUCAUGUGGGCGUGGACUUGAAUUCGAUUAUUUCGGAGUAUUCUGAGCCUGCUGGGUUCUGGGGUGGGAGAGAGGGCGAGGAAUGGGAGGAUUUGAAACUGGCUGAUGGUAGAAAUUAUCAGGUUUGGAUUGAGUUUGAGGAUUCGGUGAUUAAUGUUACUAUGGCACCGGCAGGGAAAAAGAAGCCUCUCAGGCCUUUGAUUAGUAAACCGAUUAACCUUUCUUGGGUCUUGUUGGAUGAAAUGUAUAUGGGGUUUUCUGGAGCAACAGGGAGAAUGGUGGACUAUUGUAGAAUCUUGGCUUGGAGUUUUAGCAAUUCCAACUUUUCAAUUGGUGAUGCUUUGAACACCAAGCAUUUACCCGUGUAUGUGCAUCCAAAAACGUCGCUGUUCAGAUCAAAUGGUUUCAUUAUAGGUGUAACUUUCGGGGCAUUUUUUAUGGGGGGUUUCUGUGCUUUGGUGUUUUAUUAUAGUUUGUUCAAAACCAGAAGGGAAGAGAAACAGGAAAGUUUUGAAGACUGGGAAUUGGAGUAUUGGCCACACAGGAUUAGCUAUCAGGAGAUCUGUGAUGCAACAAGUGGAUUCUCUGAAGAGAAAGUGAUUGGGAUUGGAACAAGUGGGAAAGUAUACAAGGGAGUUUUGAAGGGAGUAGUAGUUGCAGUGAAGAGCAUCAAUCACGAGACACAGCAUGGAAUGAGAGAGUUUCUGGCAGAGAUUUCAAGUCUUGGCAGAAUGAAGCACAGGAAUUUAGUGGGUUUCAGAGGUUGGAGCAAAAGAAAAGGAGGAAAACUUAUACUGGUUUAUGAUUACAUGGAGAAUGAGAGCUUGGACAAAAGGAUCUUUGAGUGUGAAGAGGAAAUGCUGCUGAGCUGGGAAGAAAGAAUUAGAGUUUUGCAAAAUGUAGCUGAUGGGAUUUUAUACCUACAUGAGGGUUGGGAAGUUGAGGUCUUGCAUAGGGACAUCAAAGCUUGUAAUGUACUACUUGACAAGGACAUGAAUGCUAGAUUGGGGGAUUUUGGGCUUGCAAGGCUGCAUCGCCAGGAACAUGUGGCUGACACAACAAGAGUAAUAGGGACUCUGGGGUACAUGGCACCGGAACUAGUUCGAAUUGGGCGACCCACAGCUGCGUGUGAUGUGUUUAGCUUUGGAGUAUUGAUUCUAGAAGUGGUGUGCGGGAGAAGACCCGUCAUAGCAGAUCAGCCACCAUUGGUUGAUUGGGUAGUUUCCCUUAUGGAGAAAGGGGAGUUGAGUUGUGCUAUUGAUGAGCGUCUGAAGGGUCAAAUUGGUUAUAAUUCUGAAGAAGCUGAGAGGAUGCUUCAUUUGGGUUUGUUAUGUGUAGGUACUGACCCUGUUACUAGGCCAACAAUGAGACAAGUGGUGAAAACAUUGGAGGGAAUAAAAUGCACUGUGUGCAAUAAAGAGUGCAUCCAUUUGGGUCUGCUUGGAAAAAUAAACUCAGCAGCAUCAUGGUCUAAAAGUUCUACAAGUUCUUCCUAUGUAAACUAUCCUACCUUUGAUGAGAUUUUACAGACCAAGUUUUAUUCUACUGCAUCUUUAAGCGUCUCUUAUCCCAGCCCACAGCCACAGUCAGAGUUUGUCUCAGAAGGAAGUCUUACAAAGCACACCCAAAUAUACCAUGUAGGACCAAGCACAUCCAAGUAUCCCAUAUAUGCAGGACAAGUAUUUAAGACCAGGCACACCCAAGUAUCUCGUGUAUGCAGGACAAAUAUCCAAGACCAAGCACACCGACUUAUCUCAUGCGUGUAAGACAAAUAUCAAGACUAAGACUGGUUUGGGAUUGGUGAUUAUUGACUGUAUUGCUGAGAUGAUGAUGGUAUCAAUCUAACACCAAUUUAAUAUAAAUUAGUUGAAAAUAACUUAUAAAAUAUUGUAACAAUACUUCAACAAAUAUUCACUUUCUUAUAAAUACUUGUAAGAUAUUUUUCAACCAUACACGUCUGGAUCACCUUAGUGGUCCGUCUCCUAAGAAAUAAAUGCAAAUUUCCAUGACACGUUGAAUUGACGAUAAAUAACAAUAACCUGCGUGGGCCGUAACCAAGCUAGCUUUCCUCUUGCUUUUGAAGGGUUAAGCAGAGCCGAAGACUCACAUAUAUAUGUAGCAGCCAAGUUCAAUUGGGCAAAGUUUUCCUUCUAUUUUCAGUCCCUUGCCAAUGUCUCCAUUGAAGCUCCUUGUUAUUCUUCUUCACACUGCAACCACUUUGUGUUCAGUUUCCACUACCGAAUUUGUCUAUAACACAAACUUCAACUCCACAAACAUCAUUCUAUAUGGAAAUGCUUCUGUACAAACAUCCAUUCUCACUCUCACAAAUUCGAGUUUCUUUUCCAUAGGCCGUGCUUUUUACCCUCACAAAAUACCUACCAAAAAAGCCAACUCCCCCACUUUACUCCCCUUUGCAACCUCCUUCAUUUUCUCAAUUGCUCCCAUCAAAAACUUUAUCACUGGCCAUGGCUUUGUCUUCCUAUUCACACCAUCAAGAGGUGUAAAUGGUACCACUGCAGCAGAGUAUAUCGGUCUUUUCAAUCUUACCAACGAAGGCAAUCCUCAGAACCAUGUUUUUGGAGUUGAGUUUGAUAUAGUACAAAAUGUAGAGGAAUUCAAUGAUAUUAGUGAUAAUCAUGUCGGUGUUAACAUAAACUCGCUUCGCUCUUUGACUUCGCAUGAAGCUGGUUAUUGGGGAGGAAAAGGUGACAAAAAGUUUAAGGUGUUGGAGCUAAAAAAUGGAGAGAACUAUCAGGUAUGGAUUGAAUUUAUGCACUCUCAACUUAACGUUACUAUAACUCGGGCAGGAAGAAAGAAGCCCAGAGUGCCUCUUAUCAGUAGUAAUGUAAGCCUUUCAGGGGUUCUAAUGGAUGAAACAUAUGUUGGAUUCACUGCAUCAACAGGGAAGAUAGUAGACAGUACUAGGAUUCUUGCUUGGAGUUUUAGUAAUUCAAAUUUUUCAAUAGGUGAUGCUUUGGUGACAGAAAAUCUGCCUUCAUUUGUACAUCAUAAAAGGUGGUUUUCUGAAGGGCGAGUUUUGGCUGCAGGUGUGAGCA
Molecule: messenger RNA, 3835 nt
Organism: Vigna radiata var. radiata (mung bean)
Lineage: Eukaryota; Viridiplantae; Streptophyta; Magnoliopsida; Fabales; Fabaceae
Product: probable L-type lectin-domain containing receptor kinase VII.2
Exons: 3
Coding region: 317-2545 (742 amino acids)
Biological process (GO): protein phosphorylation
Cellular component (GO): plasma membrane
Molecular function (GO): protein kinase activity; carbohydrate binding; ATP binding
Source: RefSeq, a predicted model, not a curated record